Molecule: messenger RNA, 812 nt
Organism: Aegilops tauschii subsp. strangulata
Lineage: Eukaryota; Viridiplantae; Streptophyta; Magnoliopsida; Poales; Poaceae
Source: RefSeq, a predicted model, not a curated record
GCACAUGUGAUGAUACAUAUUAUUGGUUGUAGGAAAUGGCGGACGAGGAGUUAACUGAUAUCAUGGUAGACAUGGAGUUUGGAGAACUGAUGAAAGACUGGAUAGAAGAUUGGUCAGAUGAUGAAAAUUCAGAUCGUCAAGAUCGGUCAGAGAAUGGGAACGAAUGGGACGAUCUUAAUAUCGAUGAGCUUAAUGAUGAUCAGGAAAACAACUCGGAGCUCUCGAAUGAAGAUUACAUUAGUCAGUUCAUUUCCGAAUGUCAUAAUGCGUACGACUAUUACGGUGAAUCCGACGCGGAGACAGGCCUUAACGACGAAUCAUUAGAAGCACCUGAUUCUGGGGAGUCCCAGUCGCCGGUCAUCAUGAGUGAGGUGACACAAGAUGAUGGGGCAAAGAAUGUCCAAGAUACUGCCAGUGUAGAUGAUAAGAGGGAUAUGUUCAUGCAGAUAAUGGAAAUGACCUUUACGUCUCACGAUGCUGCGUAUGAUUUCUACAACAGCUAUGCUAGAGAUAAUGGUUUCAGCAUUAGAAAGAAUAAGGUCAGGUAUAGCAAAACAGAGUCACGUCGUAUGCGUUAUAGGCGGUUUGUUUGUUCCAGACAAGGAAAACGUGACAGCAAGUUGCUAACCGAGGAAGGACACAGCCGUAGGCUCAGAGCCGAGACACGCUGCUUUUGUGAAGCGCACCUGACCGUCAAGCUUGACCAAAAGCAUGGGGUUUGGUAUGUUGAAAGUUUUGAGGACAAGAAUAGCCAUAUGUUAGCAGGACCGGACGACACUAGUAGGAAAAGGGCCUUUUACCCCGAUUUGUAA